Molecule: messenger RNA, 816 nt
Organism: Sparassis crispa
Lineage: Eukaryota; Fungi; Basidiomycota; Agaricomycetes; Polyporales; Sparassidaceae
Exons: 4
Coding region: 1-816 (271 amino acids)
Biological process (GO): transcription initiation at RNA polymerase II promoter
Cellular component (GO): transcription factor TFIID complex
Molecular function (GO): protein heterodimerization activity
Source: RefSeq, a predicted model, not a curated record
AUGUCCGCGUCGUACUAUCCCUCGCAGGCAUACGGCUCGUACCAGGCUUCUUACCCAGCGUACCCACCGCAGAAUGCAUAUCCAUCCGCACAGUAUGUGCAGUCUCCAACAGCGGCCUACUCCACCUACCCUACGAAAGCGACCACACCACCACUGCCCGAGUCUCAUACCGCUCCCGAAAUAUCAGCUGUCACUCCUGAGCUAGCUUCCCAUGCCCUCCAGAGACUCUUGUCAUGCGAACUGCGUGAUGCUGGGUUUGACGCCGCGCAGCCUACCGCGCUGCAGAGACUUGAGCUUGAAGUGGUUGCCUUGGUCGAACAACUGUACCAACGUGCCCACGAGUAUGCGAAUCUCGCGAAUAGAGCGGCGCCAAUUGCCACGGACCUCCUGUUGGCGUCGCACGAGUACGGCAUGCAAACUAGCGAACUGCACCAUUUAGGAAGCGGCAGAAAACAAGGAACUUCAGAGAUACUGUUGUUGCCACCACCAUCUCGCUCGCCUUCACCAGAGUUGUUGUCCUCUGACGACGAAGGUACACCUACGGUUAUACCGGCCACACUACGUUCUCUUCCACAUUACAUCCCUGCCUUACCUCCCAAGCACACAUAUCUGAGGACACCCAUCUCUCCGCCAAAGAAGGCGGCUUUGCCUUCUCUUGAGAAAAAGCUGAAGAACGCGGGACUUGUCCAAGAAUCACUGAAGAAUUUACUGCUGGCUACAGAAGAUAGCACGGGGCAAGAAGACGCGGAGUUGCUCGGUGCGACUGUGAAUUGGGAGACCAACGCCCAUCCUCGCAAGAGGUGGAGACUGUCGUAG